AUGUCCAAGGUUCCGCUGCUCAUGCGCUCGUCCCCGGCGCAGGGCACAGGCUCGUACGGCGCCCUUCCUGUCCACAUGCUGAGCACCAGCAACGAAAGUACCGAUCCCGAGGACAAUGAUCUCGACUACAUCCUGCGUCACGGUCGCCGCCGUGAAAAGAGUCACCUGCGCCAGGCUGAAGCCAAUGCCGAAGACAACGUGCCCGAGUCGAGUAGCAGACGAUCUGGAUCCACCGGCCGACUCUUGAAUGGCGGCACACACAAGGGUACAAGGAGGAGUCGACGAAAGGGUUCCUCAACCCUGGCUGACGCUGUCAAUGAGGCCAAUAAUGAUCCUGCCGUAGAGGCUUGGGUCGGUGAUUUGGACGGUGCUGAAGCGCCCACCAUCCAAGGCACCAUCAAGUCCAGGGCCGAUGUUCCUCUUGAAGACUCUUCCGAAGACCACUCUGACAGCUCGGAGGCUAUAGAGGUGGACGGCUCGGAGGACGAAGAUGAUCUGCAUGACCGCAAGGCAGCCGAAGACAGCCCUCCAGAUGAUUCUCCCUACGCCCAAGUGCGAGCCUCGGUCAAGCCGACUGACGAUACCUCUCUAUCUAUCAAUACGCCACGCAUGUGGGUUCUGGCCAUGGUCUUCUCAAUCAUGGGCUCUUCCACCAACCUAUUCUUUUCCCUGAGAUUCCCUAGUGUUAGCAUAACACCAGUCAUAGCCCUUCUCCUGGUGCAUCCUCUUGGUCUACUUUGGGAUCGGCUUUUUAAGUGCAGCGAUGACCCAAUCGAGGUCUUUUCCAAUGGAUCGCUGCACCACAGAGCCAACGACCAAAGCGAGUACACUCCGGUCAAUGAGUCCGUCGAUCUGCAAGACGAGGAUAGUGAUGAACAUGUCACACGAGAGGUCAAGCAGGCAAGAGGCUGGACUCGCAGCUGUCGGCUUUGGCUAGCGCAGGGUUCUUGGAACGAGAAAGAGCAUUGCUGUGUCUAUAUUGCUAGCAACGUCUCAUUUGGCUUUGCAUUCGCAACAGACGUCAUUGUUGAACAAUCGCAGUUCUACCACCAGACACUGAGCAUAACUUACCAGAUCCUCCUCACCAUUUCUACGCAGGUCCUCGGUUAUGCUCUAGCUGGUCUUACAAGACGAUUCCUUGUCCGACCUAGUGGCAUGAUCUGGCCCGGCACCUUGAUAUCAACCUCGAUGUUCACCACGUUACACAAGCAGGACAACGCACCAGCCAACGGAUGGCAAAUUUCCCGCAUGAAGUUCUUCCUUUAUGUGUUCCUCGGUUCAGCGGCCUUCUAUUUCCUGCCUGGUCUGUUGUUUCCGGCGCUUAGCUACUUCAACGUCGUCACAUGGUUCGCACCAAAGAACGUUGUCGUUGCUAACCUUUUCGGUAUUGCCUCUGGCCUUGGUCUAUUUCCUUUGACCUUUGAUUGGUCCCAGAUUGCGUACAUUGGAUCGCCCCUGGUGGUUCCGUUUUGGGCUGCUCUUAAUAUUGUUGGAGGCUUGGUGGUUGUCAUGUGGAUCAUGGCCCCAAUAAUGUACUACUGCAACGUCAUGUGGUCUUCGUAUAUGCCGAUCCUAUCAGCCGCUGUAUUUGACAACACAGGCAAGCCGUACGAUGUCGGCAAGAUCUUGACGGAAGACUUUCUCUUUGAUGAGAAGGCAUAUCUCAACUACAGCAGGGUGUUUUUACCAAUCACCUAUGUCCUUAGCUACGCGUUGCAGUUUGCUGCACUGGCUGCUCUGAUCACACAUACCGCAUGCUGGCAUGGCAAAGAUAUCUGGCGGCAAUGGAAGAGGUCAUUAGUCGAGAUCAGGGGUCAAGCUAACCAACAAGCCGAGUACCAACCAGUUUCUCAAGAGGAGCGCCCGCCGCGCGAACGUCCGCUGCGCCACGCGCGCUCAUCCCGCAGCCUUGCCACUUCCGCACCGGAUCUCGACAAUAUGAUGGCGGUUGAGGACGUUCACAACCGCCUGAUGAGGAGAUAUGAAGACGUUCCUAUUAUGUGGUAUCUGGUGACUGGUGCACUAAUGACUGCUAUUGGGAUGUUUGUGGUGGAGUAUUACCCCAUCCAUCUCCCUUGGUACGGUCUCCUCCUGGCCCUCGGCAUCUGCACCGUCCUGUUCAUCCCAAUUGGUAUUGUCAUGGCCAUCACGAACCAGCAGUCAUCCCUUUACCUCAUCUGCCAACUCAUUUGCGGUGUCGUCUUCCCUGGCCGUCCUGUUGCCAACAUGGUGUUUGUCACUUACGGUUAUAUCACCUCGACUCAAGGGCUCAAGUUUUCUUCCGAUCUAAAAUUGGGUCACUACAUGAAAAUCCCACCCAAGAUCCUUUUUACGCUGCAGCUGGCCGCUACCAUUAUCUCCUCCCUUACACAAAUCGGUGUGUUGAACUGGAUGCUCAACAACAUUCCCGGUGUUUGCACGCCGCAAGCUAUCAACGGGUUUACCUGCCCUAUUGCGCGUGUCCAUUUCAACGGCAGUAUCCUCUGGGGUGUAGUUGGCCCUUCUCGCUUCUUUGGCCCUGGAGCCCUCUACCGUCCGCUAGUCUGGGCGUUCCUGGUUGGCGCUCUGGCGCCUAUCGGAGUAUGGUUGGCUGGUCGCAAGCAAAAGCGCAGCAUUUGGCGCAAGGUCAAUCUGCCUGUACUUUUCGGCUCCCUCAGCUGGAUCCCCCCAGCAACUGGCCUCAACUUUUCUGUCUGGGCCGUUGUCUGUUGGGUUUUCAAUGAUCUGAUCCGCAGGCGGCACGGUGCAUGGUGGCGCAAAUACACCAUGACACUUAGUGCGGCACUGGAUUCCGGUGUCGCGGUGGGUGUUGUUGUCGUUUUCUUCGGUGUCAUAUAUCCCGGCUGGAUGAGCGGCUUUAAGUGGUGGGGUACGGAAGUGUACAAGCAGGGCUGCGACUGGCAAGCUUGUUCAUACAAGACCGUGCAACCAGGCGGGCACUUCGGGCCAGACAAUUGGUGA
Messenger RNA from Aplosporella prunicola CBS 121167, 2961 nucleotides. RefSeq lists its product as uncharacterized. The transcript has 5 exons. Gene Ontology annotation, biological process: transmembrane transport. The record is from RefSeq and is a predicted model, not a curated record. NCBI's taxonomy places the organism in Eukaryota, Fungi, Ascomycota, Dothideomycetes, Botryosphaeriales, Aplosporellaceae. Gene Ontology annotation, molecular function: oligopeptide transmembrane transporter activity. Bases 1 to 2961 code for a protein of 986 amino acids.